AUGUCCGAAAAGCGCGACUCCCUCGUCCCCGUCUCCUCCGAGAAACCCCCCUCUCCUCAACGUCGCCGCUCCUCCAUCCGCUCUCCCUCGCACCCCUCUGCUCCAACCUCCCAGUCCGGCCUGGACGGCGGCGGCAUCACGGGCCUCCCUCCUCCAGCAGUUGCCUUCGUCCCACCGGGUACAUCCUCCAAGCUCAAAGUCCGCUGGCAAAAGCUCAAACGACGAAUUGGGAGCGGAUCUGCACCGUCGGAGAGUCUGGGAGACCCGACUGCUACGACCGAGUCGGAUAACGGGAGCUCGUUUGGAGCGGCGAAUAGUCGACGCGUACCGAUUUUUGGACCGAACGGGGAGAGGGACGACGAGGUGCAGGAGGUGGACGAGGUCGUGGUUGAACAGACCAACGACUACGAUUGUUGGAAACGGACUACUCUUCCCUCGAAUACGGCCAGUCAUCGCGGGGGUGCGACGGGAACGGGGACGGGGACGGGCGUAGGGACUGGGCAGGUUGGGACGAUGCCGAGUGAUGCGAGCAGUUUGAGGCAGACGGCGUAUGAGGCCUCGGGACCUUUCGAGGCCGUCUUUGGGUUCGCGAGGUACAGGGUUUGGCCUAUCAUGACCCGGUUCUUUGCGCCAACCUACCACGACCCGUCAGUCGAAGACGCCUACCAGAAAGAGAUCUGGUACAACUCGAAAGGCUCCCACAUCGUCGGCGCGUGCUACCUCAUCUUCAACUGGGUCCUCACCCUCGCUCUCUUCCCCCGGCCCUUUUCGCUCUGGAACAAGAUCCAACUGUACGGACUCGGACCGGCGACGACGAUCCCGCUUGUCGGACUCGCGGCGUUUGAUGUACCGCGCAGGAGGGUCUGGGUUUGGCAGGCGUGCGUGUGGGUGUCGAUUUGGAUCGCGAGUUUUGCGAACCCGCUCGAUAUGUACAUCUGCGGGUACUACCUCCCGACGGGCAACUGUCACGGAAAGGACUACAUGGCGACCUUGUACUACGUCACGGCCCUCCCGACCGUUGCGCUCUUCGCCCUCGGCCAAAAGCGCAUCUGCGCAAUCAUCUUCGACCUCGCCUGGCUCAUCUUUGUCUCGUCGACGAUCCUCCCUCGCCGCGCGUCGUGGGCUCGAAACGUCGUCAACGUCCUCCUCUUCCAGGGAUUCAUCCUCUUCCUCCAUUACUUGAGGGAGAUGGGCGAGAGGAGGGUCUAUACGAUGCGCGCCGAGUUGAAGAUCAGCUUCAAGGCGAAGCAGAGGGCGCAGAUUAACGAGCGGAAGCAGUUGGAUGCCAAGCGGAGGUUCUCGUCUUACAUCUUCCACGAAGUCCGCGUCCCGCUCAACACGGCGCUCCUCGCCGUCCAGAACCUGAAAGGCCUCAACGUCUUUGACGACGAUUCCGAGCACGCAGUCGAAUACAAAGCCCUUGAGGGUUCGCUCGCCAUGAUGUCGCAAGUGCUGAACGACGUCCUCGACUUUUCGCGCAUGGAGCGCGGCGGUUUCUCGUCUGUCGCCCGCCCGUUCUCCCUCCACACGUUGAUGAGGAGCAUCAUCGUCCCCCUGAGGCUCGACUGCGCAGCGAGGGGUCUCUCGCUCGACACGGACCUCGACAAGCGCAUCGACGAACUCGCAGUCCAGGCGGCCUACCCGGACGAAGACCCCAAGCUCGUCAAGGAGGGCGAGGGGACCGUCAUUGGCGACGAGAUGCGCCUGCGACAAAUCAUCGGCAACCUCGUCUCGAACGCGACAAAGUUCACCACCUCCGGAGGCAGGAUCGGGAUCAAGACGUCGCUGAUUUACCCGCUCGAGGACUACGAGACGCCGCAGAACUUGCCCAGCGCGGCAGAGUUGGCGGGCGAGGCGGACCUUUCGGACGCGACGGAGGCGACUUAUUCGCCACGCUUGACGCCGAACCGCCUACACCAGCACGAGGCCAAGACGACGCCUCAGCCGAAGGAGAUGCUCGUCGUGCGGUUCGAGAUCUCCGAUACGGGCGCGGGGAUCAAGGCGAGCGACAUGGCUGAGAACAGGUUGUUCUCGCCGUAUGUCCAGACGGCGUUGGGUCGCGAGCAAGGCGGGAAGGGAACGGGCUUGGGACUGUCGCUCGUCAGGCAGAUCGUCAUGCUCUCGGGCGGACGACUCGGCGUGCGCUCCAAGUACGGACACGGCAGUACCUUCUGGUGCGAGUUGCCCUUCGCCCUCCCCCAGCCCACGGGCGAGCGCCUCCAGCGCAAAUCGAGCCCGACGACCCUCUCCGACAAGUCGCCCGACACGACGCCCGGCAGCGACUCGUCCGUCCACAACGAGUUCCGCUUCGUCAGCUCGCUCCGCAAGCGAUCGAGCGACCCGACUCUCGACAGUAUCGACGAGGGCUCGCUCGCGCCCGCCCGUCCGCGCGACUUGUCCGUCUCGACGCAGGCAUCGACGUUCCGCUACACGUCCUCCGUCAGUCCUUCCGUCCCGCCUUCUCCCGCUCCGAUUCCCGACAGCAACAGCCCGACACCGCUCGCUUCAUCGCCCAGCACCAGCAGCGCGUCGUUCUCUCCCCCAGUCUUUGGCCAACCUUUCUCCCUCGUCCCGCACCGCCCCGAAAACCGCACGCAGAUCUCGUCACAGUCUGCACCUGCAGGCGUCACCCUCGCCCCGCCGCAGAUUUCGGCGCCCAUCGUCUCGGCCGUCCCGCUCGCCUCUCCCGCUCUCGCCGCGCAGACGCCCUCUCCGCUCGUCCCGAAGAAGCCGGGCACGACCAAGCUCGACUUUGCGGACGGACCGCUCAAGGUCCUCGUUGUUGACGACGAUGCCCUCACGCGUCGGCUCAUGAGUCGGAUGAUGAUGCGGCUUGGGUGCGAGGUCGAGACGGCGGAAAACGGGCAGAUCGCGCUCGACAUGAUCCUCGCGCCGCCGCCGGCUUCGGCUCGGCACGGGAUCGCGGAGGAGGACGAGCGGGAGGACGACGACAAGACGGUCGAGGGGCACUCGCAGCCGCGCUCGGCGGACGUGGACGUCGAUGCGGCCGAACGAGGCGAGGCAGCGGGUCCACGCCGCUCGGCGAGGAAGCAGAAAAAGGUCGGCUACGACCCGACGAUGGGUAUCGACGCUCACCAGCACUACUCGAUCGUCUUCCUCGACAACCAGAUGCCCGUCUGCUCCGGCGUACAAGUCGUCUCCAAGUUGCGCUCGCUCGGUCGCGAUGACCUCGUUGUGGGCGUCACUGCCAAUGCUCUCCUGUCCGACCAGGAGCAGUACCUCGAGUCGGGCGCCUCGUCGAUCCUCACCAAGCCGGUCAAGGAGGAAGACCUCAUCAAGCACCUCCGCAUUGCCGACAAGCGCCGCUCGGAGCGCAAGGACCCCGCAUUCCGCGCACAACGACAGGCUAUAGUCUCGAGCGGCCCGCACUUUCCGCCUAUUGAGGCGAUGAUUCCGGACGACGAAGACUGA
Messenger RNA from Rhodotorula toruloides NP11, 3432 nucleotides. Its product is annotated as histidine kinase. Gene Ontology annotation, biological process: protein autophosphorylation; phosphorelay signal transduction system. The transcript has 5 exons. Gene Ontology annotation, molecular function: histidine phosphotransfer kinase activity; phosphorelay sensor kinase activity. The coding region runs from base 1 to 3432 and encodes 1143 amino acids. NCBI's taxonomy places the organism in Eukaryota, Fungi, Basidiomycota, Microbotryomycetes, Sporidiobolales, Sporidiobolaceae. The record is from RefSeq and is a predicted model, not a curated record.